GGUGGCGUGGGGGCGGGAGGAGUAAGAUCUCGAAGCUUCGAAAAGAGCGGGCGACAUCCGGGCAUCUGGGGCCGUCGAGCCGAGGCGCGCCUUGGAGCGCGGCUUGUUAGGGCUCGCGGCCAUGCUGAAGUGCGGGAUGAGCGGCAGUCAGGUGAAAGUAUUUGGGAAAGCAAUCCAAGCUCUAUCACGAAUCAGUGACGAGCUGUGGCUAGACCCAUCUGAAAAAGGUCUUGCUUUAAGAUCUGUGAAUUCUUGUCGAUCAGCAUAUGGAUGUGUCCUCUUCUCUCCUGUGUUUUUUCAACAUUAUCAAUGGUCAACCUCAGUGAAAGUAAAUGAGAAUGAUUCGACAAUAUCAAAUUUAAAUUGCAAAUUGGGAAUGAAGUCAAUUCUGCCCAUCUUUAGAUGUCUGAAUUCCCUUGAAAGAAAUGUAGAGAAGUGCAAAAUAUUCACCAGUUCCGAUCUGUGCAAAGUCGUCAUUCAGUUCUUCUGCAGACAUGGUAUUAGAAGAACUCAUAAUGUGUGUUUUCAAGAAAGUCAGCCCUUGCAAGUUAUUUUUGAAAAGAAUAUGUGUUCUAAUACACUAAUUAUUCAACCAAGAGUGCUUGCUGAGGCAGUUGUUCUUUUUACAUCAAGUCAAGAAGAAGUUACUCUUGCUGUUACCCCACUCAGCGUUUGCCUUAAGAGUUCCAGUGAUGAACCAAUGGGUUUGACCAAUUCUGUGUACAGUGAAAUGUUUGUUGGCCCAGAUGAGUUUGACUUCUUUCAAAUUGGAGUUGAUACUGAAAUAACAUUCUGCUUCAAAGAAUUAAAGGGAAUGCUGACAUUUUCAGAGGCUACACAUGCUCCUAUAGCCAUUCAUUUUGAUUUUCCUGGGAAACCUAUGGCUUUAAGUAUCGAUGAUAUGUUACUGGAAGCUAACUUUAUUUUGGCUACAUUAGCUGAUGAGCCAAGUAGAGCAUCUUCUCCGCAAUCACUGUGUCUUUCACAAAAACAAAAAAGGUCCGAUCUGAUGUGUUCAACAAACAACAGUUCAAAGACUGGCAAAAAUGCAACCAGCAAGGCCCCAGGAUGUAUCUUGAGAAAAGCAGCACCCAAAAGGCUUUAUCCUAAUGAGACUCAAACAGACAUCCCUGCAUUGGAAAACUGUGGCAGCCCUAUAAUGAAAAGAGUGAAUGAAGACAUUAGUGAAGUGCCAGAAAGCAGUGUCAGCGACACGGAGGAGGCGCCAGGGUCUUCAUAUCUAAGGAAGUUUUCUUGCAUGUUCUUUGGAGCAGUUUCUUCUGAGCAGCGACAACACUUCAACCACCCUUUUGACAGUCUGGCAACAGCAAGUGACAGUGAAGAGGACAUGAAUAAUGGCAGUUCUUCCACAUUCUAA
Neomonachus schauinslandi (Hawaiian monk seal) is the source of this 1378-nucleotide messenger RNA. RefSeq names its product RAD9 checkpoint clamp component B (gene RAD9B). Gene Ontology annotation, biological process: DNA replication checkpoint signaling; mitotic intra-S DNA damage checkpoint signaling; DNA repair. Gene Ontology annotation, cellular component: checkpoint clamp complex. The record is from RefSeq and is a predicted model, not a curated record. The transcript has 11 exons. NCBI's taxonomy places the organism in Eukaryota, Metazoa, Chordata, Mammalia, Carnivora, Phocidae. The coding region runs from base 122 to 1378 and encodes 418 amino acids.